Molecule: messenger RNA, 1532 nt
Organism: Paramecium pentaurelia
Lineage: Eukaryota; Ciliophora; Oligohymenophorea; Peniculida; Parameciidae
Source: the annotation of a GenBank genome assembly
AUGACAGAUGAUGAUUUUGAAACAGAGUAAAACUUACUAGGAUCGAUUUUAUCAAGUAAAUUACACUAUUAAAUAUUAGUAACUGAUGAAUAUGAGUAUUAAGAUUAGAAGAAGUUAAAUGCAAGUGAUGAAUGCAAUUAGACUCAAACUUAAAUAAAACUCUAAAGAUAAUAUAAGUUUUAAACAACAGAUACCUUUAACAAAUCCUUUGAACAAAUAAGUUUAGGUUCAGAUCAGAUUUGCAGUCCUAUUUAACCUGAAGGAAAACUGAAAUAUAAAAAUUCUGGGGUUUGCACUUCAUUUAGCUCUGAUAAUCAAACAAGUUUAGAGAAUUCAAUGAUUUUUGGAAAUGUCCGUUGUUUUGAUUACUUUUAAAAAUAAUCUGAUUAAUUUUCACCAAUAUAUUACAGUUAAAAUAAUCCAAUUUGGCCUUAAUAUCAAAAAUCAAAUCAAAUUUUAGAUAUAUAAUUAGAUAUUGAUAUUGUAAAUAUUAUUAUAUUAUAAUUUUAAUAGGAGAAUAUGUGUGGAAACUAAGUGCUUUCAAGAAAAGUAUAAAAAAUAUUUGAGACUGGAUAAUCCAAUUAAAGACAAUAAAUAUUCUGCAAAGUUUUAGUUAAUUGUUAAGAAUUCUCAAAAGAUAUCUUCGGAAAUUACUUAAUUCAAAAGAUUCUUGAAAAAGGUAUAAAGAAUAUAAAUAUUAUUUAGGAACAACAUAAUAAUAAAUGUAGAUCUUUAAAUAAUUAUUGCCUUAUGUAAUUGAAUUAUCUAAAAAUAAUUUUGGUUGUAGAGUUAUCUAAAAACUUAUUGAUAUCAUCUCAAAAAAUGAUUAACUUAUAGUGUCAUUCAUUUAAGAAAUUAAACAAAAUAGUAAAUGUCUUUUAAUUGAUUAAAAUGGCAAGUAUGUAAUUCUAAAAUGUUUGGAAACCUUAUCAAUAGAUAUAUUUAGAUUUAUAUUAAAACCAACUGAAGAAUUAGGUAUCCAUAUGUGUGAUUCUUAAUAUGGGUGUAAAAUAAUCCAAAAACUAAUUGAUAAUUAUCCUACUUAAGUGGAUACUCUAAUAGAAAAUUGUAUAUCCAAUUAGCAUCUCCUUUACAAAUCUUAAUAUGGAAAUUACAUCAUAUAAUAUGCUAUAAAAUAAUCAAGAUAUUUAGAUAUUAUAGCCAAUUACAUAUUAAAUAAUUUAGAAAAUUUGUGUUUUAAUAAAUAUGCGAGUAACACUGUUGAAACCAUUCUAGAAUAUUUAACCCCAAAACUUAAAAAUAAUUUUGUAUAAAUUUUAAUGAAAUUAUCUGAUAAAAAUGGAAUGUAUAAUAUGAUUAUAAAACUUAGGUUUAUUUUUUUGAAUAUAUCUACGAAUCCCUUUGGGAAUUAUGUUAUUAAAAAGUUACUGUAAAUUUUUGAUCAAGAACAUAAGUAAUAACUGUUAAAUCUGACGAAAUAGAAUUAACAUUUGCUUUAUUACAUUAAGCAAUCAGAAUAUGGAUAAAGAAUUUAUAUUUUAUUGACAACAUAGUUAAAUGAUUAAAAUUGA